AAACCAGACCUCUGAAAUUGAUAUAUAAAAAAAAAAGAAAAAAAAAAAAAGCAGAAGCCAGAACAGAAAAACAGAAUGCUAAUGCUAGGGAGAAUGAUCAGAUAGAGCUAAUACAUGAUUGAUGCCAUCAUCCCGGCAAUCAAACCAAUAGGGAAACAUAUUAUUCAUCAUUUCAUCCUCCGCCAGUUUACAACCAAAGCAAAGACCCAAAAAGACAGAAUAUUUUAAACUGAAACAUGAACGUAUCGAUCAACCGAAGUAAAUCCAGUUGUGAAUUUUUUCUGAGAAAAAAGGGGUUUAGGGCUUAGGAGCCAAAGUUUGAAUAGCAGCCGCAAUGCAGUUAUAGAGGGGAGGAGCGGCUGUAUGAUGGAAUACAAAACCCUAGCUGGAAUGGAGGCGAUUUUCUGGAUCAAACUCAACUUUUGAAUCCAGAAAAGCCCAUUGAUGAAUGCCUGGAGCCACGAAUAUGCCAUCCAAUUCAAACCAUAGUCUCGACAUCAACCGCUAAUUCGCAGAAGGUUUGUUGUCUAUGGUGCCGGUUGCGGUUUUCAGAGCAAAAAAGGUAGACUCAGAUGCAUUCAAGGAAGCAAAGGAUGUGGGUCAAGUUUCCUUGAAGCUUAAAUUCGUAAAGAAGAUGGAUGAACCCAUCAAGAACGCUUCCAGUUAUGAAGUUGUCGAUAUAGUCCAAGAUCUCACCUACCACAUUGAAUUAGCAAAAGGAUGCUAUAGCCUGUAGGGAUAAUCUAGCUGCCCUUGCAAGGAAUGCCUUGCUUCAAGAAAGCAAUAUUUUGAAAUUUGUGAAGCAUUCCAGUGUAAUGAGGCCCGGCUAUUAUAUAGGCAUUGAUCCUCAUAAAAAACAUGCAAGGUAUUGGUGAGACUCAAAUUUUCUAUGACUUUGUUACCAACAUUGUAACACCAAGUGAUGGAGAAGUUACGUUUGAAGGCUAUUCUAAUUCUACUCAUUUUGGCACAUUGAAGCUGAUUGUUGGUUUUGUAUCUAUGAAAUGGCAACAAUAAGGAAGGGUUUUGAGAAAUAUCAGGGAUUUAGGUUAAGGGUGAUGGGCAUUCCCUUGGAGCUGCUACAGCUUCUACACAUUAGGAGUUUGGUUUUAGUCCUGACAUUGUUUCUGGCGUUGGACAUGCAAUUCUGCCUAGUGUGUCCAAAGAACUUGCUGAAAGUUGCUCUGAUUUUGUUUCAACUGUUAUAAUGCAGGAUGAUAUCAUACCUAGAUUACAGCAGCACUGCCUCUCUAGCAAGGCUGAGGAUUGAAAUUAUUCAAACAGAUUGGUAAGUAAGCAGAGAGUUGAUUGUUAAUAAAUUUUAUCUUCUACAAUUUCAUUGAUGAUUGUAAAAUAAAUGUGCACUUGAAGUCCAUGAGCAUGAAUAAGUUAUUCAUGGAUGAAAGCAUUUUGACUAUUUUAAAAGUCUGGAUAUCAAAUUUAGCAUCAAUUUUAAGGAAUGAUUUCUAUUAUGUAAUUGCAUGGUGUUAUCAUAGUUGUUGGAAGCUGAAAAUUUUUGAAACUUAAGUAAUUUAUGAUUAAAAAUUGAAGGCUUCUCUAUAAUUUUUAUUAUAAUAAAAAGCAAAACUGGGU
Messenger RNA from Rubroshorea leprosula, 1593 nucleotides. The record is from the annotation of a GenBank genome assembly. Lineage: Eukaryota; Viridiplantae; Streptophyta; Magnoliopsida; Malvales; Dipterocarpaceae.